This is a messenger RNA of Podarcis lilfordi (Lilford's wall lizard), 519 nucleotides long. The record is from the annotation of a GenBank genome assembly. NCBI's taxonomy places the organism in Eukaryota, Metazoa, Chordata, Lepidosauria, Squamata, Lacertidae.
AUGGCGUACCAGUGCAGACAGCCCUGCCUGCCUCCGCCCAUUGGUGUGCCGCAGUGCGCAACUGACAGUGCAGGCGCAUGCGCCCCGACCUGUGGAGAUCCAUGUGCAGAUCCGUGUUCGGCUGCGUCGUACCAGUCCAAGCAGCCCUGCCUCCCGCCACCUGUCUGCACGCCGCUGUGCCAGGCCGAAAGCGCACCAGCGCCAGCGUCAACUUGCAGUGCCUGUGAAGAGCUUUGCGCCGCUCCCAGUGUGGAGGUGUCUUCUGCUCCAUGCGAGCUGCCCACCAUCCCAGCCAAUGCAGAUCCGUGCGCUCCCCCUUGUGCGACCCUGUGCAGCAGCUGGGAAUGUUCAGGGGCCUCCGCAGCCCCAUGCGGAGAAGCCGUGGAGUCUUACGUGGUGCCGGGCUCCAUUGUGUCCUUGAAUCCGUCUGGCCAUGUAUCGGUGAAGCCAGGCCCUGAGGUCGAAGCUGGGAGCUGCGAGUCUGUUUUUCUGAAUACCUACAUCCCUCACUUUUCCUAA